This is a messenger RNA of Colletotrichum truncatum, 1818 nucleotides long. Its product is annotated as uv radiation resistance protein. Gene Ontology annotation, molecular function: SNARE binding. Gene Ontology annotation, cellular component: lytic vacuole; endosome. The record is from RefSeq and is a predicted model, not a curated record. NCBI's taxonomy places the organism in Eukaryota, Fungi, Ascomycota, Sordariomycetes, Glomerellales, Glomerellaceae. Gene Ontology annotation, biological process: SNARE complex assembly.
AUGCCUCCUCCCGAAUCCCGACCCCUCCUCCUCCCACAAAACCGCAAGCUUCGUCAUCUACGCGGCAUAUACCUUAGGAAUUUAAGCUUUGUCCGACCCCGGGGUCGCACCAUUGACGACACUCUCCUGAAUACCACACCCUCAAAGCUUGAUGCCCUCCGCGAUACCCCUCAGUUGCAUCAUGCUCUGUCCAGCGAUAACCUCCGCCCCAAGGCACGCCGAAGGAGCACUGCUUUGGCCCAGGCCAGCCCUGUGACGAGACAGCGCAUGCUUCAGUACACUGUUGACGGUAGAGCCGCCGAUGCGUUCUUUUCGCUGCACUGCGAGGGAGAGGAGGAGCCUGUUUAUAUCAGUGAGAUGAAAGAGCAUGCGACAAACUUCAACUUCCAGUUCUUUGAUCUGAACCACCAGGGCCCUUCCGUUACACGUUCACCAGUCUUCACAAUCAAAAUAUGGGCGAAGCGAACCUCUUGGACACUUCUUCUUGAAGACGUCGUCGACCUCCGAAGUCUACACUUCAUUGGGAGCCUUCAGGGCCACAAAUUCCCUCCAAAUGGCCUGAUCAUUCACCUCGCCGACGGCAUCUACUCACUAGACGUCCUCGGCAAGCCUGCGCAUCCAAAGGACAUUCCUCCGCUACAUACUUCCUCCUACAAUGCCCUGAUGAAGCUCGCGACGCUGGAUAACUCGAUUCAGGACGCCAUCGCGACACAAGAGCAGAUUACUUCGCAGAUCAAUGAUAUGCUCGAAACGACACCCCACAAUGAAGCACCUGCUGCCGAAGAGAAGGUGAAGCUUGCAAAGAAAUACGUAGCGCAGGAACAACGCGCACUCAAGGCAUCCGAGAAGCGCCGCGAGGAACUGCGCGAAUCUCUCAGAUCACGCAGGGAGGCCAUUGCAAAUGGCCGCGUUCUCCAGGAGAAGGCCGAGAAAGACGUCGCCAACGCGUUGGAGCACCUGUCCGCCUCCAAAACGCUUCUUAUUCAGACACAAGAACAGAUCCGGGGACAGCGCCGCCGCAUAUGUUCCGAUCUUGGCCAUAUUUACCAAAUCACCCCCAGCCCUUCCGGAGGCCCCCUCAAUUUCCAAAUUGCCGGUCUUCCUCUCCCUAAUUCAGACUACGACACUUCCGCUUCCCGUGGCCCAGAUGACGAUCUCCUCUCUGCUGCCCUCGGCCACGUGGCAGCUCUCACAAACAACUUGCAGUAUUACCUCAGUGUUCCUCUGCCUUACCCAAUCACUGUCUUCGCCUCGCGUUCCUCCAUCCGUGACGAUAUUUCCCUCUUGACCGACCUAAAUUCCGCUCAGGCCGCAAGACAACGCGACUUCCCACUUUUCAUUCCCCGUGGCGGGUCGACAGCCGCCCACUACCGUUUCGACUACGGCUGGUUUCUCCUCAAUAAGAAUAUUGAGGCCCUCUGUGCUAGCCAGGGUCUCAAGGUCCCCGAUAUACGCCAGACGCUUCCUAACCUCAAAUAUUUGCUGUACGUAUGCAGCGCUGGCACGGACGAGCUACCUGAUCGUAAGCGAGGUGGCGUCCGUGGCCUCUGGGCUGGGCGUUUGGUGGGACGUAUGCCAUCAUCCGUUAGAGGCGGCGAUGGGGAUACAAGCAGCGUUGGUGGCGGGAGUCGGCGCGGUAGCAACGAUAGCGAAUAUCUCAGCCGCCAGCGCGAUGAACUGCGGAAAGCGUUGGCUGCGCGGGAUGGUGCUGCGUCACCCGAUAUUGCGGCGUUCUCACCUGCCGGUCUCCCUUUCGACGAGCGUGAGAUGAAGAUGUCCUUGCGGACCAAGGGUCUGAGAGAGAACGUGGGAAGGUGA